AUGUCGAGCCAAGAUAGAAACUUGUCUAUGAGUUUUGACUUUUUUAAAAAACGGAGAAAGACGAGACAUUCCAGAUCUGGAUAUGGUUCAUCACCAUUAUCUCCUGCUUCUUUAUCGGAAUCCUUUUUAAGUGGAUCUCAGAAUGGUCGCGUAACUUCCUCCGUUACACGAAGGGGCACUUUUAGGGGUCUGCUUAGCGACUCCAGUACUCCCGCAUCGCAACACUCAUCGACGCACAGCUCUACACAGAAUGAUGAGUUUUCAGACUUUGUUCCGGACCUCCCGGAUGUCGAUGUAGACCUGUGCAAGCCCUUCAACUACAUUUCAUGGGCUCGCGACCAAAUGGUAUUUGGCAACGACAAGAUUGUAUCGAUGACGAACCUCGAGGAGUUGUUUCAAUCACAGUUAAAGGAACUGGAGAACACCAUUAAGAACAGCUACGGCGUUGAGAAGUCCGUUGCUUCUGUAAUAUACUCUAGGAUGAAGGAGUCCUACAGGUGCUACAGCUACCUUUUGGAGAACAGUUCUCAGUACUGCCACUUGUCAUCGGUUUAUUUGAAUUCGUAUGUGUUCUUGCGUCCUCUAAAUCUUACGAAUUUCUCGUUUGCCACCGGCGACAUCUCGAGCGUUUCUGAGGUCGACCGUCUCAUAAACAGCGUAAACGUUGAUGGCAGCAUAAUUUCUGGGCCCGUCUUUGUCCACGAGUCCCUCAUGAGUCACUUUGAGAAGAAGUGUGAAUAUUUGCCCUCGAAAUUGUGUUCUGGAUAUGAUUUUAAGAAUAUGUGCAUUGAGUUUGAUUAUUUACCAAACUUGAUAUCGAGGGUCAUUCAUGAAAGGGCAGUGAGGCAGCUUAUAAUCAUUAAGUCAAACGUGGACAUAUCGCUGAUCAAUCUGUUGUUGACAGAGGGGUACAACGUGUACAAUUUGAAAAGCGGUGAAAAAUGCUGGCUUCCCAUUUACAUUUGCGAUAAGCUAUCUCACGACGGACUCAUCAGUGCCGAACUGCCCAUUUACUUGACCAUGAACAAAAAGAUAUACAUUCCGAACUUGAGUGAUCGCAUUGAGAUAUACAACUACAUCUCGAAGAUAGCAGGGAUUGUUGAGGACAUACGCUACAGUCGCAUGAAGAAGAUCAGAGCCUUCCUGGAGAACUUGCCGAUAUCGGAGAAUAUAAUACAGCUCAACAACUUCCAGUUUUCUGAAACUUAUUUCAUAAAUCAGUUUUUGUGUGGAUACUGUUCCUUUUAUGACCGCAACAGGAAGCUGAGUGGCUUAUUCUGGGCUCAAACUGACGGUUUAAUUCGUGACUUGGAGAACAAUCUUUUGGAUUCCAUCACCAAGCCCAUUUUGUGA
Messenger RNA from Theileria orientalis strain Shintoku, 1353 nucleotides. RefSeq lists its product as hypothetical. NCBI's taxonomy places the organism in Eukaryota, Apicomplexa, Aconoidasida, Piroplasmida, Theileriidae. The record is from RefSeq and is a predicted model, not a curated record. The coding region runs from base 1 to 1353 and encodes 450 amino acids. The transcript is spliced from 10 exons.